GACACCAUGCUUCAACAUUAUCGCCCAUCGCGCGUUGCAGAAUGCUCGGAACUAUACACCAGGGGUUAGACCACGUUCGUUUCGCUCAGCUGAGGGUGCUCAGGUCUACUCAAUUCCGCGUCAGCUUCCUCUACUGUAUGGACUACUCGGACCAUAACCCCGGCAACGUCCAUUACCUUGCUGCUUGUCGUCGCCUCGUGCCGUUUGUUGCUCUGCUGGCUGUAUAGCUGAGGGUCGAUAUUCGGCAUGAGGGGCGCACAGGAGCGGUCGAAGACACAGCAAGUUGUCGUCGCGGUGGGGAGUCAAAGAAAAAAAUAUCAUUUUAAAGUAAGCAUCGGGUGCCGAAUAUCAUCCCGCUAAGCGAGCGAGUGUUUGACCCUUCAGAGACCCUGUCAAGCCAAACAACGUGCUUCAACGAUGCAACGUGUGGAGUGCAACACAAUAGCAGUUUCUAUUGUCAUUGCACUGGCCCUAAGCUUUCAACUUCCCUGAAAGAUCUAUCUUAAGCGCUCUUGAGAAGCGUGGCUUCGGGGUAUGCAAGUUACCGCCGUCACAUCCAUCAUCACC
Messenger RNA from Coniophora puteana RWD-64-598 SS2, 567 nucleotides. RefSeq lists its product as uncharacterized. The record is from RefSeq and is a predicted model, not a curated record. NCBI's taxonomy places the organism in Eukaryota, Fungi, Basidiomycota, Agaricomycetes, Boletales, Coniophoraceae. The coding region runs from base 42 to 227 and encodes 61 amino acids. The transcript has a single exon.